AGCAAGAUGGCGGCAAUCAAUGGAUAGAUGAUUCACCUCAUGUUGUUCAUAGAAUAUAGCAUAGUCCUUACUAGAUCGUGAUGAAAACCAUCUGGCUUAAUUUCUCGAGGAUCAUUUCGUGUUUUUCUUUUAUUUUUGGCAUUAUUAAGAAGAUAUUUUGUCGAGGAAGGCGACGAAAGGACAGUGAGCCAUCGAAUCCUCUGCCAGUCAGUACAGGAACAAACGACUCGCAGCAAAAUCAGGACCUGAGACCUGAAACCUCAGAGAUUGCAUCCAAUCAAGAUGCUAGUUGGACAGAAUGGGGUAGUGAUGACCACUUUAGUAUCAAAAUAGAACCAACCACCCCUCCCCUCUCAAGUCAGCCAGCUGAAAAUGAAGGUAGCAUGGAUGCAGAUGACUUGUUUAAAGAUAUGACUCCUGUAUUUAAAAAACCCAAAAAGAUAGUACUUAAACAGAAGUCAUCUAACUCCAACCAAUAUGCCAGUAAUUCUCCAAGCAGACUAAAUUUUGAUAUGUCCUAUCCACCGGCACAGACUGACUUGGGCACUUGGGAGGACACCAAUGAAGGAUGGGAUGGAGACGAAAUAGACGAGAAGGAAAUUGAAUGGGAAACUGAAAAUGUGCUAAGAGAAAAGAGAUACGCUGAGAGGGAGCGACGAGCACUGGAACAACAGCGGAAGAAAGAAGAAAGAGAAGCUCAAAGAUUGGCGAAAAAAUCACAACAUCAGUUGGGUAUCAAAGUCAACUCCUAAUGUCAUACAAUUUGGUAUUGCAAGUAUCAAUUCCAAUCUUUUUUGCUAAUUUUAAAGCAAGGCUGAAAGGGCAAAUAUCUUAUGAGUAUUUUGCAGUCCUAGUAACGAAGGUAGAGAGAAAUUCAUAAUACUGGGGAAAAACAAAACGUACCGGGCUAUUGUUUCUGUCUAUUUAUUCAGUGUUUGUUUAUUAUUCAGUGUUUGUUAUUUGUGUAAACUUAUUUGUUUGUUCGUAUUUCCGCAUUCGAAUAUUUCGCGAAUCGCCCAAUGAGAAGGAAUCGGGAGAAACUCGUAAGCUCUCGUAAUUAGCUCGGUAAAGUUUUCUAACGUAAAGUUUCCGAUUGAACAUCGAUUCCAAAAUCUAAACAAAUUUUCAUUUGGCAAAGACGUAAUAAGAAGCAUAUAUAUAAAGGACAAAAAUGCAGUUGUGUUUAACAAUAGAAAAGUUAAUACGUUUUACUGCAAAAAAAAACUUAACUCAAUAUUUUAAAUAUUUUUUUGAGAAUAGACUAAUGAUUUAUUUCAAGCAAUAGUUUUAAAAAAACUAAAAACUUAAUGAAUAGAAAGCUGUAAAAUAAACUAAGACUAUAAUUUAAAUUUCUAAAAAUUUGAUCUAAUUAAGUUGAGUUUCGUAAGUUUGUAAUGUAAGGGUAUUUUUCCCUCAGUAGUAAAAACGCAUGAACAGGGCUGAAAUACCGCUGUACAGCACUUGCUGUUUUAACUUAUCUCUAUCUCUCCACCCUACCCCCCUCGGUUGAUAUAACCAAAUAAAGAGAGCUGAAAUACCGCU
Molecule: messenger RNA, 1542 nt
Organism: Actinia tenebrosa (Australian red waratah sea anemone)
Lineage: Eukaryota; Metazoa; Cnidaria; Anthozoa; Actiniaria; Actiniidae
Cellular component (GO): secretory granule
Source: RefSeq, a predicted model, not a curated record